GCCGGUUAAGAAUCUAUAAAUUCAUGGUCUCAUCCCUCUUUGUUUCAUAUUAGUUUUUCCAGUGGAGAUAACCCCUUUACCAAGGCACCAUUUCGUCGACAUGUUUUCAUCAUCAGAACAGUAUUUGAGUUUUGGUCUAAGAGUUGACCCCCAAUCUCCAGGAUGGUAUGAAAGUCUGACCAAAAUUCUCAAGACAAUCAAAGGAGCAACUUACACCAUCGAUGUGGAACAAGGGAUGGCUUUUGUUUCCGGCCGAGCAAACUCGAAAUCGAUCCUCAAAAAGUUGAGGAAAUCGGGUUUGGAGGUGGCUUGGAUCAAGACCGGGAAGCCGAAUAUUUACAGCAGCCACGGUCAUGGAUACUAUCAAACUAAUCCAUAUCUUCAAUACCCUUUUCAAUAUUUUCAUCCAUAUGGCUACUAUUCCACUCGUUAUUAUUAGAGCUGUUCAUCAUAGACAAAUUGGAUUUCAUUUUUUUAAUCGAUUUGUCUAUGAUUUUUUAUUUGAUCUUUUUUUUAGGAAAAACCUCUUUUUAAUCUGAUUAACGAAUCCGUUUUAUUAUUAGGAUUCAUAUCCGACAUAGUAGGUGGAGGUUUUUUUUCUACUUCACUAUUUUUUUUUGAAAUGGAAAUGAUAAUGGAGCAUUGUAGUAUUCUUGUGCAUGACUUGGAUUUUUUAUUUUCUUGUAUAAUUUUUGAAUACAUGAAU
Gossypium arboreum is the source of this 706-nucleotide messenger RNA. RefSeq lists its product as uncharacterized. The transcript has 3 exons. NCBI's taxonomy places the organism in Eukaryota, Viridiplantae, Streptophyta, Magnoliopsida, Malvales, Malvaceae. Bases 101 to 439 code for a protein of 112 amino acids. The record is from RefSeq and is a predicted model, not a curated record.